Molecule: messenger RNA, 324 nt
Organism: Onychomys torridus (southern grasshopper mouse)
Lineage: Eukaryota; Metazoa; Chordata; Mammalia; Rodentia; Cricetidae
Gene: Mpc1l
Product: mitochondrial pyruvate carrier 1 like
Biological process (GO): pyruvate import into mitochondria
Cellular component (GO): mitochondrial inner membrane
Source: RefSeq, a predicted model, not a curated record
AUGGCGGGGGUCACAGCGCUAAUGCGGAAAACUCAAGACUAUGUGAAGACCAAGGAGUUCCGGGAUUACAUAACCAGCACCCACUUCUGGGGUCCUGUGGCCAACUGGGGCCUUCUACUGGCCGCCUUCAGAGGCCGCAUGAGCACGGCGCUCAUCUUCUACUCCAUGGCUUUCAUGCGCUUUGCCUAGCGGGUCCAGCCUCGAAAUUAGCUGCUGAUGGCAUGCCAUCUCACCAACGUGGUGGCACAGAGCAUUCAGGGGAGCAGUUACCUUAAGUACCACUACGGUGGUGGGGCCAAGGCCAGCAACCCUCCGGUCAAAUAA